Messenger RNA from Amoebophrya sp. A25, 2818 nucleotides. The record is from the annotation of a GenBank genome assembly. NCBI's taxonomy places the organism in Eukaryota, Dinophyceae, Syndiniales, Amoebophryaceae.
AUUGUCCCGCUGCAUUGGAGAUGAAUGCUUUUGUAGAAACAAACAGACUGAAAGACUGAGAGAGAAAGGACCAUGCCUGCUCCAGAAGGUGCCUUUGCAGGGGUCGCGGAAAACGAACGCGAAGAGUCCGUUCCCGUCCCAGCACACGUAGGCGCAAGUGAAGGGACCGCGCUCAAGCUUAGAAAAAUCGUAGCUGGUGGUGGCACGACGACGAGUGCGAGUACCACUUCCAUGCCUCCAGCAGGUGAUGGAGAUGUGCCACCCUUGCCCGACUUGGGCGUUUUACGGUCAAAGCAGUUUCUCGUGAAUGAGAUGGCGCGAUGUAUGCACUUUUUCGCGCCGACUCGUUGCUGCGACUGUUCUUCCGAUCUUGGCGGCUAUUACCAUUUUUUCGCGGAGGACGGCACUGUCUACGAUAAGGACACCAGGGUCCUCGUCACGCAAGCCAGAUUUAUCUUUAGCUAUGCUGUCGCGCACGAGCACUUGGAAUCGUAUUCAUUCAAGCCGGAUGCUGCGGACUACAGCAAAUAUGGAAGUGCGGUCGACUCGUCACCCGUGCACGCCCCUGCAGGGAGCGCAACAGACCGUUUCAAUUUUAUGAACGCGGUCCAGCAUGGAGUGAAGUUUCUCUCAGAGGGGCCAUUGAGGAACAAGGAAAAUGGUGCGUACUACUGGGUCGUAAAACUUCCCUCAAAAGACGACAAAGAAGCAGGAAGCGACGACCGCGUGGAAGUACUUGAAAAGAAGAUUUUCACAUAUGGUUUAGCGCAGUGCUUAUUGGCAUAUGCAGCAGCAUUGCGGAUCGGAGUAGUAGAUGCGAAAUUCUACUUGGAAGAAACGUGGAAUCUGUUGGAAAAGCACAUGUGGGACGGCAGACACGGAUUGUACGCGGAAGAAGCCGAUGAAAAUUGGAAAGCUACCGAGUAAGCGAUUUCUUGCUUUGAUGAUGCUAGGUCGAUUCCGAUUUGGUUCACCUUUGAAGAUGCUGUUGUCGUUUUUGUUGAGGCAGUGUACGCCUCAUUACUCCUCAGGAGUCGAAGAAGAUGAAAUUCAAAAAGAUAACAAACUAACUCAUUAUACUUUUGCUCUCUCACAUCAUCAACUACACAGUUACCGCAGUGAGAGCGGCAAUCUCCACAUGGUUGAAGCUUUGAUCGCCGCUUAUGAAGCGACGCAAGACAUGAAGUAUCUUGAGCGCGCACUAAAAGUCGCCGAUAACAUUUGCAAUAGACAAGCAGGGCAGACGAAAGGCCUCGUGUGGGAGCACUUUGACGAGAACUGGAAAGCCGAUUUGAAAUUUAACAAUGAUUCGGAGGCACUGAAGAUCUUUCGGCCGUGGGGUAUUCAGCCUGGGCACCAAGUUGAGUGGGCGCGCUUUCUGCUCACUCUGAAUUACCACGUUGAGAAGUUGGACUGCUUCCCGCCAAGAAAAGAGCUCUGGUUAGUCGACAAAGCGAGAUACUUGUUUUUAUGUCUCGGACGUGUAUAGCUACUCGGGUGGUCGCUACGGAACCAGGCAGCUCUGAGUUGCUACGUGGUUCGAAUGAAUGAAAGAAAGAAAGAAGUAGAAGGAUCAAGGAAGAUGAUUGAUGUUGAUCAUGGUCUCUAUGAUCAGACUUUCAUUGAUGCUAUAAUUCCCAUUUACAUCUCACACAAUUACGAGAAAAGCACUUCAGCACAACUCUCUGUGCUAUUCGCUCAAAAUUCAGUCAGUAUUAUAGAUUGCAUGUUUCAGUCACCAGUAUAGAUUGAUUGCCUAAAGUUUGCAGCAGUUGUUGUACCCACACUACGAUUCUAGAAGAACAAGAAGAUAGAAGAUCAACAUUGUCCUGAAUAUUGAUUUAGAUUUUCUUUACGGUGAAACUACAAGAAAAACGAAAAGCAUACCCUUAACCAUCACCAUCUUUCAUUCGCGGACGUAGCGGUGCGAAAUGCUUGGGAUAGUCAGUAUGGUGGCCUCGCCUACAGCUUUGACCUUGAUGGAAGCGUUUGUAACGAUGACAAAAUCUUCUGGGUCCACUGCGAGAGCGCAGGAACUUGCGCUAUGCUGGCGUCUCUUGCAGAACAAGAGAACGGCAACGGAAAGGACAUGAUUAAGAUUAAAAUAGUUUCAAGAUGAAAUCCAUCUUAUUUGUGAGCAUCUAUCUUAGUCUCACUUUGACUUUUUAGGUCUGCUAUUUCUUAUAUUAUAAGGGAUACAGAAACAUUAACAUAACAACUAAGUAGUUAAAACGUUGUAAUAAACGCGCACGAGGACUAGGAUGCUCCUGCUUUACAAGAUGGAUUACAUCUCCACGCUCUAAAAGUGACAGGAUUGAAAGUUGUUCUGGAGGUUCGGGCAUGCGACCCGAGCAUUACUGGGACAUCUAUAGUCGCAUCUGGGAGCAUAGCUGGAAAUACUUCGUAGACCACAAGUAUGGUUCAUGGCGUCGUCGUUUGCGGAGGGACAACGUGCCACAUUUCCUCGAAAAGACCAAGAAAGCUCUAUGCGUCGACCCUGACUUUCACAUGAUGGGUGCUUUCGCUGGGGCGUUGCUGAUGAUGAAAUGAGACAAGAUGUUAAAAAAAAGAAAAAGACUAAGAAGUAAUAAAAUAAUUCGUGUACUUAACUUAUUCUGUGUUUGACCAAGUUGUAGGAGGUCGUACCUGUAGUCUACUGAGGUACUUAGUCAUCUGAUUGUGGUGUGAAAAUCAUGGUAGACCAUACGCCGAAGGAUAUUUAGGAUCUACUAGGACCUCCAGUAGAUGAUCCAUAGAGUGAUGUCCUAUGCAUCUAAAGGGAUAACGGUCGAAAAGAAGAAUUCUGCGAGAGAUGAAG